Grammomys surdaster is the source of this 543-nucleotide messenger RNA. Its product is annotated as ferritin, lower subunit-like. The coding region runs from base 1 to 543 and encodes 180 amino acids. Gene Ontology annotation, molecular function: ferric iron binding; ferrous iron binding. The transcript has 4 exons. Lineage: Eukaryota; Metazoa; Chordata; Mammalia; Rodentia; Muridae. Gene Ontology annotation, cellular component: cytoplasm. Gene Ontology annotation, biological process: iron ion transport; intracellular iron ion homeostasis. The record is from RefSeq and is a predicted model, not a curated record.
AUGUUUUCCUUGAAUACCUUCUCUGAAGAAUGCACAGAGGCUUUGAACAAAGUUGUGGCUUACCACCUGCAUACCUCCCAUGUAUAUUUAGCAAUGGCCUACAGUUUCAUCACCGACACUGAUGAGGAAAAACCUUCUUUUGUCUCAUACUUUGAAAACCUGUCUGAUAGUAGGAGGGAACUUGCAGGUGAAUUCCUAGAACGUCUAUGGAAACGUAACAACAAGAUCUGCCCUCCAACAUAUGAGGAGGUUGACUUGGAGGAAAUAACCACACCUGUAAAAGCCAUACUAUUGGCCCAGACGAUGGAAAGAACAUUAACCAGCAUCCUGCUAGAUCUAAAGGCUGCUGCGGAUCAUGAAUCAGAUCUCUUAAAACUUCUAAAAUUGGUCCUCCGAAAACAAAAAAAGAAUGAAGAUUAUAUGAAAAGUCAACUUGCUUAUGAGCAAAGAAUUGAAAGGGAGAACGCCCAGACUGAAGAAACUUCUACCUCAUCAGCUGUAGUAAGACCUCGGAAGCUGAAGAGGCAGCAUGAUAGAGAUUAA